This is a messenger RNA of Diaporthe citri, 933 nucleotides long. RefSeq lists its product as uncharacterized. The record is from RefSeq and is a predicted model, not a curated record. Gene Ontology annotation, molecular function: ATP binding; protein serine/threonine kinase activity. Gene Ontology annotation, biological process: protein phosphorylation. The transcript has 3 exons. Bases 1 to 933 code for a protein of 310 amino acids. Lineage: Eukaryota; Fungi; Ascomycota; Sordariomycetes; Diaporthales; Diaporthaceae. Gene Ontology annotation, cellular component: cytoplasm.
AUGGGCAUUAAAGUCGGCCGCAUCUCCUACUCCGGCCUCGGGAGGCAUUGCGAGGGAAAAGAUUUCAUCAUCAAGAACGCCAUCGUCAGCUACGAAGGCGAUUUUGAGUACCCGCAGAAGCUGCAGGCCAGUCUGGCAGGAUGCUCAAACCUGCGGACCAUGGUCGAUACGGUCCCAAGUCUCAAAUUAUACGUCUACCCUUUCAUGACUGGUGACCUUCUUCAAGUCAGCCAGAAACCACUUUUGGAGGAGCAGAGAAAGCGUAUCCUCAAGAGUGCACUCACUGGCCUUGCUGCACUCCAUGACCGCAGAAUCUUCCACACAGAUAUCAAGCCAAACAAUAUCCUUAUCGACUACGAGGAGCAACCUGAUGGGAAAGCUGUGGUGAUCAAGGACGUCAAGCUUUCAGAUCUAGAAGACGCGGUGCAGUUAGAACCUGACACGGCGAUCGAAGGUGCCGUACUGGGCAACAAGCUAUGGCGAAGCCCUGAGUCCUGGACGGGUGCCAUACAGGAACCGCCGUCCGACAUAUUCUCCUUCGGCGUAGUCGCCAUCUAUGUGAUGGUCAACAGGAUGGUGUUCUACAAUGGGCUCACCGACGAGCAAGUGAACGGGGAAGACGCGUGGUGGCACAUCCUCCGCAGACACAUCUCCAUCUUUGGCACGGAUACCGAGAGCUUGCAGGGCCUAGUACGGCACAUCGGGGAGGACAGCCGGUGGUUCGGUCGCUUCGCCGAACUGGCGGAGAGCUUCGGCGAGCAGGAGCCUCGGAGGCCCUUCGCGGGGUGGAUGCAUGUGGACGAGUCGUUCAGGGACCUGGUUGGUAAGAUGACGAAUCUGGACCCGGCGAGGAGGAUCACCGCACGAGAGGCUCUGGCUCACCGCUGGUUCAACCAGACGAGCCCAGGGCAAUACGACCCAGAUAGAGAGUAG